Odobenus rosmarus divergens (Pacific walrus) is the source of this 429-nucleotide messenger RNA. RefSeq names its product zinc finger protein 500 (gene ZNF500). Bases 1 to 429 code for a protein of 142 amino acids. Lineage: Eukaryota; Metazoa; Chordata; Mammalia; Carnivora; Odobenidae. The transcript has a single exon. Gene Ontology annotation, molecular function: DNA-binding transcription factor activity, RNA polymerase II-specific; RNA polymerase II cis-regulatory region sequence-specific DNA binding. The record is from RefSeq and is a predicted model, not a curated record. Gene Ontology annotation, biological process: regulation of transcription by RNA polymerase II.
AUGGCAGCCACACCUGGUCUCCAGCCUCCACCACCGCUGGAGCAAGACGAGAUCCUGAUCGUGAAGGUGGAGGAGGAUUUCUGCUGGGAAGAGGAGCCCUCCCUGGAGUCGGAAGACCCCAGCCCUGAGACCUUUCGCCAGCUCUUCAGGCUCUUUUGUUACCAGGAGGUGGCCGGGCCCCGGGAGGCCCUGAGCCGCCUCUGGGAGCUCUGCUGCCGCUGGCUGCGGCCUGAACUGCGCACCAAGGAGCAGAUCCUGGAGCUGCUGGUGCUGGAGCAGUUCCUGAUGGUGCUGCCAGGGGAGAUCCAGGCCCGGGUGCGGGAGCAACAGCCGGAGAGUGGUGAGGAGGCCGUGGUCCUCGUGGAAGGGCUGCAGCGGGAGCCCAGGAAACAGAGGCAGCGGGUGAGGUGGGGGGCAAUUUGGCCUUGA